AUGAAUACCUCUCUGAAGCUUUUCAUGAUUCCCUGGGACUCCAGUUAUGCAGGACUGGCUUUACGACAGUCUAGUGCCUUGCCAGAUGGUCUCCAUGAGAGAGUGCAGUCUGCUUUGAUAACUCUUCAGCGGUGUGGAUGUCUCCUCCGAGAUCUUGUCCGAGUCCGAGACCGGGACGUCUUCACAGCCGUUUCGCGUGCUCUCGUGGGUCAGCCGGGCUACACAUACCGUUAUCUGAACACCCGUCUGUUCACCAUCCCUUGGCACUGUGAGGGAGAAGAAGGCCAGAAAGAUGAGAAAGAGAAACCUUGCUGUGACUCCGACCUGAGGGACGCUUGCAAAGCAUUGUGGGAGCUCAAUCAGUUCUUUUGCUCAGAUGUGAAGCAGCAGACAAAUGCAAGAGGCGUCAAGCGUUCCCGCAGUGACACCGAAAACAGUGAAGAGACACCAGGGGAGGGGAUGUGCGAAGAGAGUGUGAAGGACCGGUUACUUGAGGAGAAGCAGGAGAAAGAGAAGAAGGAGGAAGAGGAAGAAGACAGCGGUCAGGGCUGCUCUCAUUCCUCACCUCCUUCAUCCACUCCGCCACCUGAUGUGGCCGGCCUAGUUCAGUUUAACAUGACCCUCAUCAACUACAUGGACCCCACAGCCAUGACCCAGCUGAAGGAAGAGCCCUAUUAUGGAAUGGGCAAGAUGGCGGUGGGUUGGCAUCAUGACGAGAACCUGGUUCCUCUGUCACCAGUUGCUGUCUACAGCUAUAGCUGCCCAGCAGAGCCAAAGAAUGAAGGGGUGACUGAAAAGGAUGGGGAGGAACAGAGUAAAGACAAAAACAAAGAAAAAGAAACCGAGACAGAAGGUGAAGGAACAAGUAAAGAAGAACUAAAGAAAGAAAGAGAAGGAUUGGAAAAGGAGGAAGUGCAGAAAGAGAAGGCUUGUUGGCGUGUUGGACUGAAGGUGGCCUGGGACAUCCACACACCAGGUCUGGCUUUGCCUCUCCAGUCUGGAGACUGCUACUAUAUGACAGAUGAUCUGAAUCAGACACAUCAGCACUGUGUACUGGCUGGUGACACGGCUAGAUUUAGCUCCACUCACAGAGUCGUACAGUGUUGUACAGGAACGCUGGACUACAUACAGAAACGGUGCUCAGAGGCCUUGGAGAAUUUACACACCGACCCUGAGAAGAACACCAAGAGCCUGAAGUCCCUCCUCCCCUCCACUCUCCAGCACAUUGAGGACAUCCACAACGAGGUGGAGUUUGAAUGGCUGAGGCAAUACUGGUUCCAGGGCCGACGUUACGCUCGAUUCUGCAGCUGGUGGACUAAACCCAUGGAACAGAUGGAGAAAGACUGGAAGGAAAUGGAGCGAAUGACUCAGCUGCUGCUGGAUGUGGUGGAGGACGAGAACACGGCACAGGAGAACAGAAGAGAGAUGGCAGACGUUUUACUGAAUGCCCUGACGGACAGACAGCAGCACAGACAGACAUGGAGGGACAGUAGUUGGAGUGUUGCAGACUGUGGGGCCUCUGGACCUGCUUUCAGCUAUCUGAAGUUACCCUGAGGGACAGAGAUGCUAAAUGUGACUGUAGGCUUCUCCUGUUGACUUAUGGGUACUCAGGCUUAUUAACUUACCUAAUGCACUCAUGCAGGUCACCUUCAGACAUUUUGGCUCUUUAUGUUAACCUCUUUUGAUGGACUCGUUAAAAAUAUGUUUGGCACAUUUUUGUCAUUUACUUUUUAUUUUUCUCUUGUAAUAUAAAAAUGACAAGACAGAUACUGCAGUCACCCGGAUUAACAAAUAAUCUCCUAUGAAUUAUUUUACUGGACUUUUACUG
Messenger RNA from Sinocyclocheilus rhinocerous, 1828 nucleotides. RefSeq names its product alpha-ketoglutarate-dependent dioxygenase FTO-like. The record is from RefSeq and is a predicted model, not a curated record. The transcript has 8 exons. The coding region runs from base 1 to 1554 and encodes 517 amino acids. Gene Ontology annotation, biological process: DNA alkylation repair; RNA repair; regulation of multicellular organism growth. Gene Ontology annotation, molecular function: mRNA N6-methyladenosine dioxygenase activity; ferrous iron binding; broad specificity oxidative DNA demethylase activity. Lineage: Eukaryota; Metazoa; Chordata; Actinopteri; Cypriniformes; Cyprinidae.